CUUUUUAGUUAAAAAUCGAAAUGGCCUUUCAGUCAUCUGUCAGUUGUCUGAUUGUCUGGUAUGCAAAUGGUAUUGUGCAAUCGAAAGUGGUCGUUCCCAUGGCCAAAUGUCAAAAUUUUUGUCACUUGAAUCGACAUCCUGUCUGAUUUGGGGUAAUCAAACAACAGUUUUUUAAAUGUUAGCCUAUCAAUUAUUCUUUAAGUAAUUUAAAUUAAUAUUAAGUGCUAAUAAGAUAACAAAUGUAAAUUAGUUCAAAUCCAUAAAUUACGCAUAAUUCCUAAGAAAAUUAAAGGUCAUAACAACAAUGAAAAACGAUACUAUUGGAGAUGUAGUCGAGGAAGUAGAUGUUUUUAAAUUAAUUUUAAAAUUAAGGCAUGAGAAACUGCUGAUCAGAAAUGAAAAGCAGUACAUACAAGAAUUGAAUAAUUUAAUUAGAGAAAAGACACACGAGAUCAUCAGGGAUUCAUGGAUAACAACAAAACAACGUUUAUUGCUGUACCAAAGAGAAAGUACCACUAAGAAUUACCAAAAACUUGAUCAUUUAUUAAAAUCUGAGUUUAUUGAUGCUAAACAGAUACUUGGGUUUCAGAAUACCAUAAAAAUCGGAAAUCUUCUGCAAGUGCUCAGAUCUCAACCGAUUCAGCUGGCAAAAUGGCUCAUUGCUGGCGAGCAGUUGGUCGACGAAGCUCAAGGAUAUUCGUUUUUUCUAGAAAACAUUGUAGUAGGUCUAUUCGGUUGUUUAAUGUUUUCAGAAGAUAUAAGAUAUAUGCUGUCAUUGUUGUAUGAGUUAGCAAAGUUGCAACUGUUGAACUGCGAUAACCCCAGGAGAAUCAUUAAGCAAAGAACGUGUUCCUUCAAACACUUGUAUUUCUUAUUUCACGAAGUAUUACAAUCAGCGAAAUUUUUUCUAAGCGCAGCUAUGGAAAUACCUAUAGUUCAAAUGAUGUCUUGUACGGACUACUACUUAGAUUUAGAUCCAGAGAAAACUAUUAUGAGAUUUAAGCAAGACGAAAACGAAGUUACCAAUAUUUUUCAAGACGUAGAGGAGUAUAGAAGCGAAGUCGUAGGAAAAUUAGCAGAAUUCAGCAAUACAAUCAUAUCGUCGCUUUUAGAGAACGUUUAUAGUUUCCCGAAAUCGAUAGCCUGGAUAGUUUCGCGCAUAGCUAAGAUUAUCGAAAAAUCUUUCAGUUCCAAACAGGCAAACGCCAUAAUCACGGAACUAAUCUUCAACCUAUACAUUUGCCCGGUAAUCGUGGAUCCUGAACAGUACGGCAUUUGUACAACGCAAGUUAACGAAAUCGCCAGGCAUAACUUGAUCCAGGUGUGCCAAAUUUUGCAAUCGUUGGCUUUGCGCAAAUACGAACCCAUAGAUCCAAGGUAUUCAGAUCUGUUCGAUAUGUUGGACAAGAGUAGAGUUUGCAAUUUCAUCGAAUUGCUGUUGUUCGACAUGGAUUGCGAGGAACCCCCUAUCGAUACGUCGCCCAGUCUCGUCAGGGAUAUCAUGUUGUUUACUGAGAGCGAACUUAAUAAUAUAGUGUCUAUAUUGCAAAAAAUCCAAGUCAGACAGAAGAUCAACGAUAAUUUCGUCAAAGAUUUAUCGAUAGAAGAGCAACUGGCUUCUUUGAACAUAUCUUGCGAUAAUUCCCCUAAAUCCAAUCGUUCAUUGAACAAUGACGAAAACGUUUCUAAAUUGUCCAAUUUUUUUGCUCUAGGUACCAAAAAUCACUCUUCCGCUACAUCGAUUACCGACUCAACAGCCAAAAAUUUCGCCACCCAUAACGUAGUUCUAGUAUUUCCGAUAGACCAAGCGCACUCAGACCCUAUUGGGCUAAUCUCGGAGGAGAAAAUCAUAGCGGCCAGUGCGGUACUGGUAAAAAAUUGCAACGGCUUUGAAGGCGACGCCCAGAAAGUGGAGGUGGAUUCCAUGCCGGAAACGCCGCCACAAAAUGGCGAUUUGAAGCAGAGUUUCACGUACCACGACGAGGGAUCCAUUGGCAAUACGUCUGAUAAUCUGGAGGCAAUAUCAGAAGCGGCUAGCAAUCAUUCAGUGGACAGCAGUAUCGAACUGGAAAAUGAGGACCAAAAUGACAAUUUGUCGGAUAUGGUGUCUGCAAACGUAUCAGGUCGGGGAACACCGAACAUAUCGGGCCGUGAUACGCCCAGUUCUCAGGUAUGCGAAAAUGACGACCGUCCUUUAGGGGAACCCCGUCAGGCAGAGGUCGCUCAGCCGCAACCUAACCUUAAUCUUAAUCGUCAAAUACGUUCCGAAAUCGAUGAUAAGUUUUGCAAGUUCGAAAUCAAGAAACUAAUGGAAGGCGAUGAGACGAUUUCUAUAAUUUCCGAAACUUGGAGUACGGACGUUUUGGCUUCAGACAACGAGACCUUGGACGCCGGGGAAUCCCGGCAGCCGUUGCAGUUGGCGGAAGCUAUACAAGAGGUUCCGAAUAUUCUUGAUUUGUCUGAAACGCAGAGCGAGAGUGCUUGGUCCACUGACGUCAUGACGUCUGAUACUGAAAGGUUGACGGAAGUCGACAACGAUGAUUCCGUCAGCGUGGCCCAAUCAGACGAAACUCGUUCCGAAACGGACGACAACGCGUGCUCCAGUCGAAGGCAGUCGACUUGUUCUAAUUCCUUCGUUCCUAUUACGACCAAUCAGAACUAUGUAUCCAGCGUGACAGUUCAAAAUAUGAGUUUUCUCCCUUCCAACGGACCGUCGUCAGUCAGCACCAAGAACAAGUACGUCGUUACGUCUUCUUUCACGUCGGAAUAUAAAAAUGAUAGAAUGAAUAGGAAAGUCUAUCAAACGGAACACACCGACAACAAUGCUAACAGGGUGUUUAAGGCAUUAACCAUGGAACAAUCUGAGUCUCUGGGGGAAGGAAACGAAGUCAAAACAUCGAUAUACAAAUCGACAAUCGUUAAAAACGGGCUUAUUGCCAAAGAUUCCGAAUUAAACAAUUUGGCUGGUCCCAGCGGCAUGAUCGAAUCACAAAAAUCCCACCACAAUCGGCCGAACGAGAUCCUGCUUAGCAACUGCAGCUUAAACUCGAGUUCGAGCGGUUCGAGCAGCCACAGCUUCGAAAACAAAAACGCUUCGGAACAGUGGGAAAGCAAACAGUGGCUAAACAGUUCCGGCAGCAGUUUGAACGUCACGCUUACGCCAUCGGAGAGCACCAGCGAAUUAUCUGUAAUGAGCAUCGGUAAAAAGACGGCAGGACGAGGCUUGAAACCGUCCGUGUCCACUGGAGCGAUCCCCAAGAGCAUCAGUUUCGAUAUGAGCGCCGAUAAGGGCCUGGAGGAGGACGGUAGAUCAAAACGUGGAGGCUUCUUCGGGAAAUUGAGGAUGGGAUUCAAGAACAGAAGGGGCAAGAGUCUCAGGAACCAGGAAGAGUUUCGCAUGGGGCUAGAUAGCGAUGAUUUCAUGGGGAAGAAUUGCGGGAAGAUAGGUAAUAGUACAGAAGUGUCCGAUGACAUAUUAGCCAAAUACCGAACAAAGCCUUUCGUCGAGAACGAAACCAUAAAGGAAAACUGUGAUUUGAGUAAAUCUCUAAAAGGAAAGAAUGAGUAUAGGAGCAAUAGUGAAGAAGUGAAUAGCUUUAAUGAUAUUAAGAAUAAAUUGCGUUUAGUUUUAAGUAAUACUUGGGAAAUUCCACAUUACGUUAAGAAUAACCCCUUUAGCAUUAAGAACAAAAUCGAAACAAUGUUGCGCUUGGAAUUGGGCAAGGCGAGACGGCUCCGAGAGUGGUCAGACGUCGCUAGAAUUUCGGAGGCUAUCAGAUGCGUCAAUUUGUUGAACGACGACAGUUGCCUGAAGUUGUUACGUUCGAUGCGUGACGAUAUUGUAUUGCGGUCGACGUACGUCAAGUAUCUGGCCUGUUCCAAGCAGGAAUUGUUGUUUUGCGAGAGUUAUUUAAAUAGUUUACAAGAACAAAUUACUAAUGAUAAGUACCAGUGCGAGAAAUACUUGGCAGCAAUAUGCGUCAAGGAAUUUUUGUCCGAACAAGAAUCGAUGAUAUUAGAAUUUUGUGUUGAAUUCAAGCAACUCAGUUUGGCCGACGAAAAAUGUCAUUUCUUGCAGAAUUUUUAUUCUAAGUUGUUUUUGUUGAUGAAAAGUAGUUCUGCAUGGAAAGGUAUUAUACGAAAUAGAGAAAAGACUUUAAAAAUUACUUUGGAGCGAUUUAUUAUGAGCAAAACCUAUAAAAAUUCUAUUUAUCCAAAUGGUGACGGCGAUAGAGAUAGAGACCGCGUUCUGGAAAACCACAUUGAAAAGCUAUCAAAGAUCAUUACACCCAAUCACAAGGACCUUCUCAUCGACAAGCUGUAUCUACGUGAGUGUCCUUGGCAGCCGGCCCAAGACGCCCUGACGGCUUUGAACGUCUACAAGACACCCAGAGACAAGGUCAAGUGUAUUGUUCAUUGCGCCAAAUGCAUCAUGGAUCUUCUGUCUAUGUCUCACAGCCGAUCGUCCGCCACCGCAGACGAUUUUGUGCCCGUUUUGGUUUAUGUGAUAAUCAAGGUGAAUCCGGAAGCACUGUUAUCGACUAUCCAGUACGUGAACAGCUUCUUCCACAAUCAAUUGAUCGGCGAAGAAGAAUACUGGUGGACGCAGUUCUGCGCGGCCGUGGAAUACAUCAAAACCAUGGACUAUUCCGAUUGACACCAAUUGUUAUAUAAUAAUAUUUACGGAAAUGAUUUACUUGUACCUACCCUAAAGAAAUAUUAUUUAUGAUUUUUAUUAAUCUGUUAGGUUAUAGAGCGUUUAUAUUUUUAAUAAAAAUAUUUAUAUUUUAA
Messenger RNA from Psylliodes chrysocephalus, 4791 nucleotides. NCBI's taxonomy places the organism in Eukaryota, Metazoa, Arthropoda, Insecta, Coleoptera, Chrysomelidae. The record is from the annotation of a GenBank genome assembly.